Molecule: messenger RNA, 1170 nt
Organism: Haemonchus placei
Lineage: Eukaryota; Metazoa; Nematoda; Chromadorea; Rhabditida; Trichostrongylidae
Source: the annotation of a GenBank genome assembly
AUGCAAGCUGUUCAUUGGUUCAUGCGAGUGAAUCCCCAUCUCCGAUCCACUGAGGUACGAGCUUUGGCAACGACAAAAGGUCUCUGGGAUGACGAAAUGCAACGUGAUUUACCGAAAAAAUGGGAACGACAUGGUGACAUGAUAGUGUUCCCACAAAAUUCCUUCACCCACAACAACUGGAGAUAUAUCGGUCGAGACUUAUGGCGAGUGGUAGCCGAAUCGUUGAACAUUGCCCGAUUGGGCCGAAAACGAAUCAUUGAUGACGAGGACGACAGAACGCCACAUGUCGAUUUACUGUAUGGAGAUCAUGGAUGGGUGGAACAUGUCGAUGAUCGUGGUAUACGAUUCGUAUAUGAUGCCUCUAAAAGAGUGUUCAAUAAUAAGAAACUACCAGAAAUGCAACGUAUAUCGGAAUGGGAUUGUCAUGGACAGACCAUAGUGGAUAUGUACGCAGGCCUUGGUUACUACUCUCUACGAUUUCUUGUAUGCUGUGGAGCAAAGCAAGUGGUCAGCAUCGAUUGGUCAGAUGACAUGUGUGAAGCACUAAGGCGAACCGCUGAGGCAAAUAAUGUGGAGGAUCGGCUACUCGUCAUCGAAGGAGAUAGUCGAAGGGUUACGCCAUGCUUGGUUGCUGAUCGUGUUUUUCUUGGCUUAGUGCCAUCAUACCGUGCACAUUGGCUCACAGCCUGCAAAGCACUAAAAAAGGAAGGUGGAAUGCUGCAUAUUCAUGAGGUGAUCGACAUUACUGCCAAAAAGAAGGCGGAAAAGGAAACUGCAAAAAAUAUCUCAAAUCCACCUGGAGACGGUGCUCCUGAGAAGGGUAAAGUAAAGCGUCAACUGUCCAGAUCGCAAUCCAUUGUUGAGGAAAUAGAAAGCAGGGUGUUGCCUACACCUAAGGUGUUGAAAGAAUUUGAACAAGGUGAAUGGAAAUCGUUGGCUGAACCUUACAAAGACUUUGCUAUGGACUGUGCAACAAACUGUACCCGGUUUCUUAACAAUAUUCAUUUUUCGGACACCAUGUAUUGCGUUACAAUUGUCAAUAUCACCAAAUACGGUGGCAUGUCGAAAAAAUCGGACCACGUCGUUUUGGAUUUGAUGUGCUGUAUGGAAGAUAUGCCAAUCGAAAAAAUGGUCGCCAAAUACCUGACGCUGAACCAUUCGCUUACGUGA